This is a messenger RNA of Zingiber officinale, 867 nucleotides long. Its product is annotated as sigma factor binding protein 2, chloroplastic-like. The transcript is spliced from 2 exons. The coding region runs from base 201 to 755 and encodes 184 amino acids. The record is from RefSeq and is a predicted model, not a curated record. NCBI's taxonomy places the organism in Eukaryota, Viridiplantae, Streptophyta, Magnoliopsida, Zingiberales, Zingiberaceae.
UCCGCCGCGUGGCCGGUUUUUGUCGGUUUCAUUAAUUUUGUGGUCCUGGCGACCACUCCCCAAAUGAGUCCGAUCUACGUUUCCGGCAACAAAUUUGUUCCCAUUUUUUUCCCCAGAUCUAACCUCUCAGGAUCUAGCCACUAACGGUAAGAAUCCCAGUUCGAUUUCGUCCGCCGCUUUCCUUCCUGCGGCGGGGACAUAUGGAGGAGGAGUCCUUGAACCAGAACAAGAAGAGCGAUCCUGCCACCGAGAAGAUCUGCACGAAGAAGAAGAAGAAAAAGAAUAAGCUGCAGCAACUGAUCAAGGUGGUGUACAUCUCCAACCCCAUGAAGGUGAAGGCCACCGUCGCCGAGUUCCGCUCCGUCGUCCAAGGGCUCACCGGCCGGGACUCCGACCUCGAGUCGUCCCUCUCCAAGUACGGCGCCGUCGCAGUCGACUACUACGGGACCCCUGAUCUACCGCCUCAGGAGGAAGAGCCGUGCGAUGGCUCCGCCUGCGCGGAUCUGAGCGGGGACGGGCGGGCGAAGCGAGCGGGCGGGGAGCUGAAGUUGGACGACCACGAGGAGUUGCCGGGGUUAUUGUCGACGCCGCCAGUUUACUACGAGCUUCAAGAGAAGUGCAGUAGCGAGCAUGCAGAUGCAGCAGGUAUAGCAGCAGUAGCAGCCGUUCCAUCCACAUCCGACAACACCACUACUCCUUCCCAACGAAAAACACGCUUUCCCCCCGUUUUUUCAAUCGUUCAAUUAUUAUUUUAGAAAAGUUAAUUUAUUAAGAGAGGGCAACCAGUACCUAAUGAGUUUGUCUUUGUACUGUUCGAAAUUAUUUUGUAAAUUAACUAAUUUGAAAAAAAAGCUAUGGGCAAAAAUU